Molecule: messenger RNA, 940 nt
Organism: Agelaius phoeniceus (red-winged blackbird)
Lineage: Eukaryota; Metazoa; Chordata; Aves; Passeriformes; Icteridae
Source: RefSeq, a predicted model, not a curated record
AUGGUGGCGGGCGCGUUCCCGCUGGCCAAGCUGCUGACGCUGGGCGCGCGCCAGCUCAGCCGCCCCCUGGCCGCGCGCAUCAAGGCGGGGGCGCGCGCGUCGCCCUUCUUCCGCACCUACAUCUGCCUGCCCCCCGCGCAGCUUUACCACUGGGUGGAGAUGCGGACCAAGAUGCGGCUCCUGGGCUUCCGGGGGGCCUCGGUGAAGCCCCUGAACGAGGAGGCGGCGGCCGAGCUGGGGGCGGAGCUGCUGGGGGAGGCGCUGGUGUUCGGCGUGGGCGGGCUCUGCCUCUACCUGGAGUACCUGCGGCAGGCGGGGCAGGGCCGGCGGCGCGAGGAGCACCUGGACCGGGCCCUGCAGGAGCUCCGGGAGCACCUGGACGAGCCGAGGGACCUGGAGGCGCUGCGGGGGCGGGGAGGGGCGGGGCUUCACCAGGGAGGGGCGGGGCUUGAGCAGGGUGGAGCUGGACACGCCCAUGGAAGCUCAGGCCACGCCCAGAAUGGGGUUGGACACGCCCAUGGAAGCUCAGGCCACGCCCCCACCAAAGCUGUGAAUGGCGCUGCUGGAUCUGGACACGCCCCCACUGGAUCUGGACACGCCCCUGCUGUGAUAGGCCAUGCCUCUGCUGUGACAGGCCACGCCCCUGCUGUGACAGGCCACGCCCCCCCUCAUUAAAGCUGCUCUGUGUGUUCUGUUCUGUGCCUUUAAGGGCGGGGCUCAUGCAGGGGGUGGGCGUGGCCAGUUUGGACAUGGUCAUUUUGCAGUGGGCGUGGCCAAGGCGAUGGGGCGGGGCCCGGAUGAGGAGGAGCGCCGUGAUUGGCGGGCGGGUGCUGAUUGGUCUGUGGAAUGGGCGUGGCUUCCUCUGAGGGUCGGGGGCGUGGUAACUCAAGCCCCGCCCCCAAUGCACAAAAAAUUUACAUUUUUAUUUAAAUUUUUUUCC